Phlebotomus papatasi is the source of this 1387-nucleotide messenger RNA. RefSeq names its product lysosomal aspartic protease-like. The transcript is spliced from 5 exons. Lineage: Eukaryota; Metazoa; Arthropoda; Insecta; Diptera; Psychodidae. Gene Ontology annotation, biological process: cell death; proteolysis. The record is from RefSeq and is a predicted model, not a curated record. Bases 119 to 1282 code for a protein of 387 amino acids. Gene Ontology annotation, molecular function: aspartic-type endopeptidase activity. Gene Ontology annotation, cellular component: lysosome.
UGCGCGUACAAAAUCAUCUGGUGAGAUGAUAUGACACUUUGCAUUGUAUUUUGCGGUGUUAUUUAAUACGGACGUUUUCUAAAGAACUUUAGCAAAUAUCGAGUGAAUCAGUAGUAAAAUGGCUCUAAAAGUAUCAGCUUUUCUCUUGGUACUAUGCCUCACAGCUGUGAAUUGUAAAUUCGUGCGGGUUAAACUUCACAAGGAGGCAACUGUGAGGAAUCAUUUCUCAUCAGUAGGCACUGAUUUGCAGCAAGUUUCCAUUAGGGCAAACACCGGAGGACCAACUCCGGAACCCCUUUCAAACUACAUGGAUGCUCAAUAUUUUGGAGCAAUUUCACUUGGGACCCCCCCACAAAGCUUCAAAGUUGUUUUCGACACGGGAUCAUCAAAUCUGUGGGUGCCUUCAAAAAAAUGCCACAUUACAAAUAUUGCCUGCAUGCUUCACAACAAAUAUGACUCCUCCAAGUCAUCCAGUUAUGCUAAAAAUGACACCAAAUUCGAGAUACGUUACGGAUCAGGAAGUUUAUCGGGAUUCCUUUCUGAGGAUACCCUCAAUAUUGGUGGCCUUGACAUCACUGGACAAACUUUUGCUGAAGCUAUUAGUGAACCCGGCUUGGUAUUUGUAGCUGCCAAGUUCGACGGCAUUUUGGGAUUGGCGUACAAGUCAAUUUCCGUUGAUGGCGUUGUUCCACCAUUCUACAACAUGUACAAUCAGGGUCGCAUUGAACAGCCAGUGUUCUCUUUCUAUCUCAAUCGCAAUCCCAGUGCUCCCGAAGGUGGAGAAAUAAUCUUUGGUGGAUCAGAUCCCAAACACUAUAAGGGUGAUUUCACUUAUGUGCCUGUUAGCUCAAAGACCUACUGGGAAUUUACAAUGGAUGGACUGAAUGUAGAUGAUAGAAAAUUCUGUCAGGGUGGAUGCAAGGCAAUUGCUGACACUGGUACUAGCCUCAUUGCCGGCCCAGCUGCUGAAGUAUCUGAACUGAACAAGAAGAUUGGAGCUACUCCAAUUUUGAAUGGCCAGUACAUGGUCAACUGCGAGAGUAUCCCCAAAUUGCCCAAGUUGCAAUUUAUCCUGGGUGGAAAGACAUUCGAACUUGAGGGGCAAGAUUAUGUUCUGCGAAUUGCUCAAAUGGGAAAAACUAUUUGUCUCUCAGGAUUCAUGGGAAUUGACAUCCCACCACCUAAUGGUCCACUCUGGAUUCUUGGGGAUGUCUUCAUUGGGCGAUACUACACUGAAUUCGACAUGGGCAACGACCGUGUUGGAUUUGCAGAGGCUGCUUAAUUUUAAUUGUGGUUUUCUUGAUUUAUUUUGUUUGAGAUUGUAGCAGCGAGACUGGCAGUUUGUAAGAGAAAUAUUUGAAUAAAUCAUUUGAGGUGUUAAAUCAUA